CCUGUUUUGUACUCUCUCUCUCCGCCUCUUCUCUCUCUCUCUCUCUCUCUCUCUCUCUCAUGGUACCGUUUCUUGUUCAAAAGUUUCAUCGGCAGAAGCUGGAAGUAGUACCAUCAACCCUUAAUGAUGCCUUCCUCACCCACCUACUGUCACUCCUCGGUGUGAGACAACUGCGUUACGCUCAUGAUGAUCCUUGUACCACCUCUACGAACCCCACUUCAUCACUAUCACCAUCAUCUCAAUCAAUGGUUAGAUCAAUCUGUUCAUUGGUUUGUCAAUCUUACUACAGGCAAACCUAUGCGAGAUUAGUCCCUCCCAAGCUUAAUCUAUCGCUAGAUACUGCUGCAAUAACUGCAUUAACUCAGGAGCAAGCUAUCACGGUAGUAGCUUCUCUGGCCGAAGAGGCGGGGUCGAUGGUGGCGUUGAGUUUCUUCUACUGGGCGAUUGGGUAUGACAAAUUCAGGUAUUUUAUGCGAUUUUAUUUAGUUGUGGCGACGUCAUUUAUGAAUAAUGGCAAUUCCGAGAGGGCCCAAGAAGUGAUGCUGUGCAUUGUGAAGAAUUUUUCUGAAAUUGGGAGGUUAAAAGAGGCUGUUGGUAUGGUUAUUGAGAUGCAAAACCAGGGGUUGACUCCAACUACCCACAUGCUGAAUUGUGUUAUUGCAGUUGCCUGUGAAUCUGGAUUGAUCAACAUUGCAGAGAAUAUGUUUGAUGAAAUGUCUGUGAGAGGGGUGUUUCCUAAUUCUCGCAGUUAUAAGUUGAUGGUUAUUGCUUACUGUAAAAUUGGUAGUGUUCUGGAGGCAGAUAGGUGGUUGAGUACAAUGCUUGAGAGGGGUUUUCUUGUUGACAAUGCCACAUGUACUUUGAUCAUUAGUACAUUGUGUGAAAAGGGAUUUGUUAAUAGAGCAUUUGCACUUUUUGAGAAGAUGGUGGACAUGGGGUUGAAUCCAAAUGUUAUAAAUUUUACCUGUCUCAUUAAUGGAUUGUGCAAGCGGGCCAACAUUAAGCAAGCGUUUGAGGUCUUGGAGGAAAUGGUUAGGAAAGGUUGGAAACCAAAUGUGUUUACCCAUACAUCAUUGAUUGAUGGUCUCUGCAAGAAGGGAUGGACUGAUAAGGCCUUUAGACUGUUCCUUAAGCUUGUUCGGAGUGAUAGCUACAAGCCAAAUGUGCAAACCUACACGGCCAUGAUCAGUGGGUAUUGCAAAGAGGAAAAAUUAAAUAGAGCAGAGAUGCUGUUAGCAAGAAUGCAAGAACAAGGAUUGGUUCCUAACACAAAUACAUAUACUACUCUUAUUAAUGGGCACUGUAAAGUAGGCAAUUUUGUUCGAGCAUACGAGUUGAUGAAUAUAAUGGAUAAAGAAGGUUUUUUUCCUAAUAUUUGUACAUAUAACGCAAUCAUUGAUGGCCUCUGUAAGAAGGGAAGGCUUCAGGAGGCUUACAAACUUCUUGAUAGGGGCUUUCAAAGUGGACUGCAGGCUGAUAGGAUCACGUAUACUGUUCUAAUGAAUGAGCACUGCAAGCGGGCUGAUAUUAAGCAAGCCCUGGUUCUUUUCAACAAGAUGCUGAAAAUCAGUAUUGUACCUGACAUGCAUUCAUAUACGACAUUGAUUUCCGCCUUUUGUAGGCAAAAAAGAAUGAGAGAAAGUGAGGAAUUUUUUGAGGAAGCUAUCAUGCUUGGUUUGGUUCCGAGCAAGCAAACUUACACAUCCAUGAUAUGUGGAUAUUGUAGAGAUGGCAAUACGAGCUUGGCUGUGAAGUUCUUUCAUAGGAUGAGCGACCAUGGUUGCGUUCCUGACAGUAUAACUUAUGGUGCUCUGAUAAGUGGGCUUUGCAAGGAAUCCAAGUUGGAGGCGGCUCACAAGCUGUAUGACACCAUGAUGGACAAGGGGCUUUCUCCAUGUGAAGUUACUCGGCUGACAUUAGCUUAUGAGUAUUGCAUGAAGAAUGAAUCUUCCAGUGCCAUAGUUGUCUUGGAUAGGCUAGACAAAAGGCUGUGGAUCCGAACAGCUAAUACCUUGAUUAGGAAACUCUGUAGUGAGGGGAAAGUCGACAUGGCAGCACUGUUCUUUCAUAAGCUAUUAGAUAAAGAACAACGUGCUGAUCAUGUAACUUUAGCAGCAUUCAUGACUGCAUGCUAUGAGGAGAAUAAAUACGCACUUGUUUCUGAGUUGUCUGGACGGAUUUCCCAAGGGAUUGGUUAGGUAUCUUAUAAGUAUUGAUAAGUAAUUCUUCUGCUUUGAAUGGCUAAUUAAGCUGCUAAAAGGAUGUUGGGAGAAGAUACUUCUGAAGGAUUCUUUCAUUUUUCUUGAUCAGGAAGGUCCGGAUUGAGGGAAAAGUAGACACAGCAGCAUUAUUUCAUAGGUCAUUAGAUAAAAAUGACAUGCUGAUCAUGUAACCUCAGCAGCCUCCUUCACUGCAUGAUGUGAGAAGAACUUGUACACUACUUUCUGAAGAUUUCAAAAGGGAUAGAUUAGCUGCCUAAAUGUAUGAAUAAGAAAUUUCUUCUAUUUCGAAAUCUAAGUUGCUAAAGCUUGCUGGGAAAGGAGUUUUGAAGGUGCUUUCAUUUUCUUUCUUAUUAAUAACUGAUUUUUCAUCUCCAUUUAAAUGUUUCAUGGAUGUGCAAGCAGGCAUAGCCAUUAUUUGUGAGAUCAAUCAAAUGGCGAUGCAACAGUGUUGAAAACUUAGACUCUAUUUGCCCCA
This is a messenger RNA of Malania oleifera, 2697 nucleotides long. Its product is annotated as pentatricopeptide repeat-containing protein At4g19890. The transcript has a single exon. The coding region runs from base 60 to 2198 and encodes 712 amino acids. The record is from RefSeq and is a predicted model, not a curated record. NCBI's taxonomy places the organism in Eukaryota, Viridiplantae, Streptophyta, Magnoliopsida, Santalales, Ximeniaceae. Gene Ontology annotation, molecular function: protein binding.